AUGGGUUUACUCGAGAGCUGCCUGUGCCCUUCAGGAGAGAAGAAACCAAGAGGAACCCUACUAUCCAGCCAGCAGGGGGUGCUGACUGUGUCAUCCUUCGUGAAGCCAGGGUUGAACUUGAUGACCGUGAAGGCUCCUCCAGCACCAGCUUUCUCAGAUGUGGAUCUUAAGCUGGGAAAGGAGCUGGUUUGGUGGUGCCUGGGGCCUGAGGCUCCCAGAAGUACUGGAGGCUGGACCACAGGGGAGAGAAAAGGCAAGGCUAUAGCCGAGCACCCAACUCCACUGCCUGCCCCAUUCCAGAAGGUAUCCUCGGAGAUCCCAGGGAAGGAUCCCAUGGAGCUCGGGAAGAAACACACAACCCCUGUGAAGGAGGUGCCCAAGAAAGAGUUUGAGCCACGGCAACAGGAGCCACAGCAGCAGGAACAGCAGCAGCAGCAGCAACAGCAGCAGCAGCAGCAAGAGUCACAGGAGGCAGGAAAGCAUGUUGACCAGCAGCAGCAGCAGAAAGAGACACAGAAGCCAGGAAAGCAUGUGGACGAGCAGCAGCAGCAAGAAUCACAGGAGCCAGGAAAGCAUGUAGACCAGGAGCAGCAGCAGAAAGAGACACAGAAGCCAGGAAAGCAUGUGGACCAGCAGCAGCAGCAAGAGUCACAGAAGCCAGGAAAGCAUGUGGACCAGCAGCAGAAAGAGUCACAGGAGCCAGGAAAGCAUGUGGACCAGCAGCAGCAGCAGAAAGAGUCACAGAAGCCAGUAAAGCAUGUGGACCAGCAGCAGCAGAAGAAAGAGUCACAGAAGCCAGUAAAGCAUGUGGACCAGCAGCAGCAGCAGAAAGAGUCACAGGAGCCAGGAAAGCAUGUGGACCAGCAGCAGAAGCAGAAAGAGUCACAGGAGACAGUAAAGCAUGUGGACCAGCAGCAGCAGCAGAAAGAGCCACAGGAGCCAGUAAAGCAUGUGGACCAGCAGCAGCAGCAGAAAGAGUCACAGAAGCCAGUAAAGCAUGUGGACCAGCAGCAGCAGCAGAAAGAGUCACAGGAGCCAGUAAAGCAUGUGGACCAGCAGCAGCAGCAGAAAGAGUCACAGGAGCCAGGAAAGCAUGUGGACCAGCAGCAGCAGCAGAAAGAGUCACAGGAGCCAGGAAAGCAUGUGGACCAGCAGCAGCAGAAAGAGUCACAGGAGCCAGGAAAGCAUGUGGACCAG
Messenger RNA from Delphinapterus leucas (beluga whale), 1197 nucleotides. Lineage: Eukaryota; Metazoa; Chordata; Mammalia; Artiodactyla; Monodontidae. The record is from RefSeq and is a predicted model, not a curated record.